Molecule: messenger RNA, 2561 nt
Organism: Elgaria multicarinata webbii
Lineage: Eukaryota; Metazoa; Chordata; Lepidosauria; Squamata; Anguidae
Product: cytochrome P450 7B1
Exons: 6
Coding region: 84-1583 (499 amino acids)
Biological process (GO): bile acid biosynthetic process; cholesterol homeostasis
Molecular function (GO): oxysterol 7-alpha-hydroxylase activity; iron ion binding; heme binding
Source: RefSeq, a predicted model, not a curated record
CUCGGAGUUUCCCCGCACAAAGUUUUCUGGGCGAGGGAGCUGCUCUCGCUGCAACAACUCGGAGGAGCGAAGCUGUCCCCAACAUGAGCCUCUCCCAGCUGCUGUUCGGGAACGGCUACGGCCUGGCCCUCGCUACCGUCUUGGCGAUCUGGGCGCUCUAUGUUUACCACAGGAGGAGAAGGAGACCUGGAGAAGCUCCUUUAGUAAACAGUUGGAUUCCUUUCUUGGGAGAGGCUCUGAAUUUUAGAAAGGAUCCUUCCAGUUUAUUGCUGUCCUUCAAGCAAAAAUAUGGAGAUGUUUUUACUGUAUACAUGACUGGCAGAUAUAUUACAUUUCUAAUGGACCCCCUGCAGUUGUCUACUGUGGUCAAGAAUGCCAAGUAUUUGGAAUUUCAAGAAUUUUCAGAUCAACUUUCAGUACGAGUGUUUGACCAUCCACUCAUUAUCAAUGACAAGUUCCCAGAGCUAAAUGAAAACAUCCACAGGAAUUAUCAGUACCUUCUCGGCACGCCGUUGGAUACUCUCUCGGACAGCAUGAUGAAAAACCUCCAAUGUAUAUUUGAGAAGAAGUUUGCGCAAGCAAAAGAUUGGGAAAUAGGCAAAGUGAACAAGUUCUGCUUCUCCUUAAUGUUUGAAGCCAGUUUUAGAACACUCUAUGGAACAGAUCCUGAUGACCGCUAUAUUGUUGAUGCAAUUGGAGACAAAUUUGUCAAGUUUGAUGCCAACUUUUCCUAUUUGGCUGCGAACAUACCAAUUGGAUUGUUGGGAGCAACAAAGAGGAUCCGGAAAGAACUCAUCAAUGUUUUUUUUCCUGAAAGCAUGGCAAGAUGGUUGGGAGUUUCCGAAGUAGUCCAAAUGAGAAAAGAUAUAUUUGAGAUGUACGAGCAGCUCGGAGAUUAUGACAAAGCCGCACAUCAUUUCGCCUUCAUGUGGGCCGCUGUGGGAAACACGAUUCCAGCUACAUUCUGGGCCAUGUAUUAUCUUCUCCAGCACCCAGAAGCUCUUGCAACGGUGCGUGACGAAAUUGACCAUUUGCUGCAGUCAACAGGUCAAGAGAGGGGGCCUGGAUUCAGCAUCCGCCUCACCAGAGAACAAUUGGACAACCUGGUCUACCUAGAAAGUGCUGUAAACGAGAGUUUCCGAUUUUGCUCGUCUUCCAUGAUCAUCCGCAUUGCCAAGGAAGAUUUUAUGCUCAAGCUGGAAGGGAAUCAGGAAGUCAGUUUGCGAAAGGGAGAUUGGAUGGCAAUUUAUCCUCCGAUUCUGCACAUGGACCCCGAGGUCUACGAAGAUCCUAAGAAAUACAAAUUUGACCGCUACACAGAAAAUGGCAAGAAGAAAACAACCUUCUACAAGCAGGGAAAGAAGCUGAAACACUUUCUGCUGCCUUUUGGCUCUGGAAACAGUAUGUGUCCCGGCAGGUUCUUUGCAAUGAAUGAAAUUCGGCUUUUUUUGGUUUUAGUGUUGGCUUAUUUCGAUGUAGAAAUAAUAGAAGACAAACAAGUCGGACAGGACAACAAUAGGAUAGGCCUCGGCAUCAUCUUGCCAGAUUCUGACAUUAGUUUUCGUUACAAGCUAAGGUCUUAAUACAGUCAUUCAGUUGUUGGCAUUACAAAACUCCUACUCAGAUUAGUUCUGUCUCUUUUUAUUAAAUGUGGUACGGCUUUCAUAUCUAUCUGGUGUCUUUACAUUUAUGGAUUAAAUUUGCCACAUUUUGAUUGUGGCUAACUAUUUGGAAUUGUAUCGUGGGAAUUGUCUUUUGCAAAGAAGGGCCAUGAUCCCUAGAAGUGGUGUACAGAGGCAUAGUGUCACUGAAACUGGAGAUAAUAUAUCACUACGAUGCCAAGGCCUAUGACUGGUAGCCAUUGACAGAUUUAUCCUUGAUGAAUUUAUCUUUUAAAGUCAUCAAAUUGAUGACCAUCACUACAUCUUGUGGUAGGAAAUUUCAUUAUUCAACUUUGCACUAUGUGAAGACAUCCUUCCUUUUAUCUGUCCUGAUGGGAUGAUCCUAGGUUCUAGUAUUAUGAGAAUAGAAGAAAAAUGUCUCCCUCUCCAUUUUCUCCACACCAUGCAAAAUUUUGGGCAUGAUAAUGUCUUCCAUUACUCACCUCUUUUUCUAAGCUACACAGGCCAAGGUAGACCUUUCCUCAUAGGGCAGCUGUUCCAGACCCUCAUUUUAGUUGAACUCCCCCCCACUUUUCCAACUCCAUAAUAUUAUUUUUAGGUGCAGUAACCGGAACUGUACGUAGUAUUCCAAGCAUGGUCGCACCACAGAUUUAUGCAAGGGCAAUCGGAUAUUGGCAGUUUUCAUUUUUAUUCCUUUCCUGAGAAACUGACUGAGAAGCAUUCCUGCAAAUUUUCAGAAGGAUAGGUAGAGUCAUUUAUGUAGAAGGGCAGUUCUUCUAUUUUGGGGAUGGAGGUUGAUUCCCUCCCGCUUCCCUUCCCCAGUGGUUUUUUGGGCAACUUAUAUGAAAACGGCGCAGCUUGUAGAGGUGUCCUUAAGCAAGAAACCUGCCAAGUUUCAGAAGGACAGGUUCAGAGGCUAAGAAGUUACAAUGGUUUUUU